This is a messenger RNA of Planococcus citri (citrus mealybug), 1079 nucleotides long. Its product is annotated as troponin C-like. Gene Ontology annotation, cellular component: myosin II complex. Bases 202 to 654 code for a protein of 150 amino acids. NCBI's taxonomy places the organism in Eukaryota, Metazoa, Arthropoda, Insecta, Hemiptera, Pseudococcidae. The transcript has 6 exons. The record is from RefSeq and is a predicted model, not a curated record. Gene Ontology annotation, molecular function: calcium ion binding.
AUUUAUCUAAUAGACAGAACAGAAAUACAGCAAAUUAUAGAAAUAUUAGUAUAGUUGGUUCCAAGUUGCCAAUUCACGGUCCUAUUUCAAAUUCUUUACCUUUAAUAAACAUUCGGCGAUGUGAAAAUUAACAUAUAAAAAGGUCACAUAGUCUGUCGCAUUUUAGUUUUAUGACAACGCUGAUUCUGCACACACAUCAAAAUGGAUGAAGACGACCAAAAAAUGCAAAUUAUGCGUAAAGCUUUCCAAAUGUUUGAUACUACAAAAUCGGGAUUCAUUGAGACGGCUAAAAUCAGCACUAUUUUGAACACAAUGGGUCAAUUAUUCGAUGACAUCGAGCUACGAGAUUUGAUUAAUGAAAAUGAUCCCAACGGUAUUGGUAAAGUGAAUUUUGAUGGAUUUUGCCAAAUCGCUUCGCAUUUCUUGGAAGAAGAUGAUUCUGAUGCAAUGGAAGAAGAAUUACGAGAGGCUUUCAGACUUUACGAUAAAGAAGGAAAUGGAUACAUAACAACAGCAACAUUGAGAGAAAUUUUGGCAGCAUUGGACGAUAAAUUGACAUCAGACGAUUUAGAUGGUAUCAUCAGUGAAAUUGAUACCGAUGGUUCAGGGACAGUUGACUUUGACGAAUUCAUGGAAAUGAUGACAGGAGAGUAAAUUUUGUUCGCAUAGAUGUGUUUCAAUUCCAAACCACGUAAACUUUCAUAUAUAUAUUUAAAUAUUAAUAUGUGUUUAGUUUUUAAGGCAAUUCGAUAAUUAAUUGUAAUACGAUUUAAAAUUCACCCAAAAAAUAUGAACCAUCGAACUAAAUUUUCAACGUUGUAAAAUUUUGACCAAUUAAAGUUCCAAUAGAAAUAUGUAUCUGACUUCCUAUAUCUAUCUAGGCCCAACCAAGUAAACUAUUAGGAAUUUAAUGCAUGAUUGAAAUUACGCAUACAGAUUGGAUGAAAUAUCGAAAAUAAUUUAUUAUACAGCAAGUUCAUCAGUCAGAAAUCACUCGUAGAUAAAAAACAGUAUGCAUAAUUAUACAAUAAGACAUACAUAUUACAAAAAUAAAAAUAUAAUAAUAAAAAUGCGCAAUA